Molecule: messenger RNA, 318 nt
Organism: Linum tenue
Lineage: Eukaryota; Viridiplantae; Streptophyta; Magnoliopsida; Malpighiales; Linaceae
Source: the annotation of a GenBank genome assembly
AUGGCGAUUGUGCAAGGGUUUGGGUUGAGGUGGACCUCACUAAGCCUCUGCUCUCACAGUAUAAGAUUGAAGGGAUCGCCUAUUAUAUUGAAUUCGAAGGUCUCCACCGGAUAUGCUCAGAGUGGGAAGUAUGGUCAUUCGAAAAUGGCUUGUCCUAAGCUGGCACCGAAAACAGGAGUAGAGGUCCCACCAACCUCCCCACCUGAGGAACCAGUGCCACAGAGACCCCUCUAUGGGGAAUGGAUGGUGGUGAAGCCCAGAGGAAGGAACGUGACUAGGCAGCAACAUUUUGUUACAAACCAGGCAACGAACCAGUAG